This is a messenger RNA of Aspergillus fumigatus Af293, 1038 nucleotides long. The record is from RefSeq and is a predicted model, not a curated record. NCBI's taxonomy places the organism in Eukaryota, Fungi, Ascomycota, Eurotiomycetes, Eurotiales, Aspergillaceae.
AUGGCUUCCAGCAAAACUUCGCAACUUCAUCUCUACUCUCUACCAAAUGAGGUCUUUGUGCACAUCCUAUCUCCCUUUUCCACCCGUGACCUGCUCCCUUUAGCGACCAUCUCCCAUCGUUUUCAUGACCUGGUCCUGCGCAUCAUUCAUUAUCGUCUUCUGCUGGCUGCGGCCCUGAAAGAGUACAAGCUCAUCCUCGAGUGCUUUCACCCAAGCUCUAAGCUUACUGAGCCCCAUGUGUUCUGCAAGUAUCUCGGCACAGAUGGCUUAAGCGACCGAUAUGAGGGGAAGGGCUCGUUGUACGAGGACGUAGACACGGCCAAGCGACUUGGAAGACUGACCUGUCUCUAUUCACGAUUUCGUCCAGAAGUGACCAUUGAGCAGAUGGGUACAGGAGCAAGGAUAACUCCAUAUUCCGGUAUGGGGCCUGACUGCCAGAUCCGGAAAGAAGAAAGCCAUGUGUUUUGGACCAGGCUGACAACAACUCUGAUAGAUCUUGAGGGUGAACCCGGCAAAGAGAAUCCGGCUGUAACAAGGCCUGUCAAUCUUGAAGAUUUCGAGAAUUUCUCCCAGUUAUGCGUCGUCGCAAGUGUGGUGAAGGUAGUGCCCGGAACUGAUCUCCUUUUAAGCACCAUCGAGGUCGUAGACGGCGUGGUCAGGCUCUUCCGAGACUGGUUAAGGGACCAAGGACAGAGGAGUAGUAGCGAUGCCCCCAGCAACUCAACCGACGAUUCAAUUCUAUGGGUCGACACAGGGCAGAAUGUAGGUCUCAAGCUUCGGGUACGACAGAAGGAGGUCUCCCAACAGCAAUUCCCUAUUCUUAUCCAUCGUGAUGAGAUGCCACCGGCUAGUUAUGAGGUUGAUAUUGAAGGUCUGGGUGAUACUGCUACUUCGCGAGCCAGAGCCGAUGCUGACACCUAUCCCACUGCAGAACUGCAUAUUCGUACCACACGCCUGCUACUGGCUGUUGAACAGUCACAGCAGGACCAACGAGAUUACACCAGGGCUGUGAUUUUUACUCGGCCUCGGGUGGAAUAG